CGAAUUCCGACUGGGAACGUUCUUUAUUAGAUAGAAAGGUUAAAAAAAUAUAUGUAAAGCUCGACAGAUAAAAUGAAAAAAAAAAACAUUCCUGAUUUCUAAAAAAAAUUAUUUCAAAUUUCGGGAAAUCUUUUGUAUUGUAAUAUAUUUUUUUUUUUUAUGUAUAGUCGUAAAUAUAUUUCACCUGACUCUGAGCCACCACUGAUAGCUCGGAUGUGAUCUUGUGUCGUCAAAGAAUUUUUUUUCAGAUUUCUCAAUGUUCUACAAAAACUAAUAACUAGAAACAAUUUAGUUGUAUUUCACGACGCUAUGGAAUAAGCUACACAAAUUCGAAAUUUUGCAAUGUGUUUCUUAUCCAAGACAUUCCUCCAGAUUUGACAACAAUAACAGCUAUUCUAAUAAAUCCAAGAUGUCUGAAAGUCCCAUACAGCGCCGGAACUUGGAGAGUGAGAUGUUGUUCUUACGUCAGCAACAUGCUAAGACUUUGAAAGGAAUGCAUGAAGAAAUCAAAGUUCUACAAAAGAGAUGUACAGAUCUGACUUUCAAGCUAACUAUGCAAGGCCUGCAAACUGAUGAUCCUAGUGAAGUUGAAGCGGCAGAACAGAAAAUAAAGAAUUUAGAGGAAGAAUUAGAAAGUAUAAAAACCAAUGAAAGUAAUAUAGCGGAAUUGCUGAAGAAAGAACGUAACGAGAUAAAGAAAUUGGAGAUUCAGUUGAAGUACCAAGCUAUAAAACACAAUCAGGAGCUGAUUGCCAAAGACAAAGAACUGAAUAACCUCCGUUCAGAUCUUGAUUCCAAAGCUGACUACAUAGCCCACCUUUCCACCGAGCUUCACAAGAUGAAGAUCCAGCAGAAACUCGAAGAGAAUCUCAAUCUAAAGUCUAAAGAAAAAUCAUUCCAUUCUGCUCCUGUCCCACCAAAGAAUGCUCCAGGCUCUUCUGGUGGCAGGCAUUCGAGACGUGGCUACAUGCAAAAGAGUCGGUCAGAUGAUGUGGAAAUGAACGACGGUUGGCAUUCUCCGCUGUCGUCAUCUGGAGGACGGUCCAGCGUCAACUCUCGGAACCAUGCUCUGCAUCAGAGCAGCCCCCACCAUAUAGUCACAGUGCAGAAUUCCUCUUCUCAAGAUCACAUGGAGCUGACAUCUUCCCAGUAUGUUAACCGUGAGCUUUAUCAAAAGCACCGUCAUCCCGGCAACGGGAACUGCUCCACUAACAACGGCAGUAGUAGUAGUAGUAAUAAUAAUAAUAAUAAUAAUCCCUCCAACAUGGCUGGGUCUUCAUCACUACUUAUCAAAUCGAAGCCAACAUCUCGUUUGCUGCCACCAAUUCGACAGAAUAACAACCAGAUACAAGGUCAGAAUUUACAACACGUCUAUGUCAAAAAUGUGGUCAGACCACACUGCUUUAGAAAACAGUCCUGUGAAUGUAACGGUCCUCAACUAGAGACACUAGCAGUGGAGUCGAUAGCAAGAUUUGACAAUAGUUGGAGGGGCAACCACCACCACACUAAAAGCACCGAGUACAAGUAAAAUAAUAAAAAUAAUUAAAAAAAAAACGAAAAAAAAGCAAAAGAAAAAAAAAAGCAAAAAACCCCCCAAAAAAACAAAACAAAACAGAAUUAGUCUUUGUUAGUAAAUUAAAGUAAGAAUCGCAGAAUUCAAAAAGAAAAAAAAACGUAGAAAGUUGUUUUCGUCGUAUUCAUCGUAUGAAGUU
Molecule: messenger RNA, 1712 nt
Organism: Octopus sinensis (East Asian common octopus)
Lineage: Eukaryota; Metazoa; Mollusca; Cephalopoda; Octopoda; Octopodidae
Product: probable serine/threonine-protein kinase DDB_G0267686
Exons: 5
Coding region: 410-1528 (372 amino acids)
Source: RefSeq, a predicted model, not a curated record